Brassica rapa (field mustard) is the source of this 2083-nucleotide messenger RNA. RefSeq names its product carboxylesterase SOBER1. Lineage: Eukaryota; Viridiplantae; Streptophyta; Magnoliopsida; Brassicales; Brassicaceae. Gene Ontology annotation, cellular component: cytoplasm. The record is from RefSeq and is a predicted model, not a curated record. Gene Ontology annotation, molecular function: carboxylic ester hydrolase activity; palmitoyl-(protein) hydrolase activity. Gene Ontology annotation, biological process: protein depalmitoylation.
GAGAAGUAACUUGGUUCUUCUCUAAUGGUCAAGCUAUUGAGAAACUGCUUCCUUUGUAUCUCUUCUUGCUCAGGGAACUCAGACGCCAUGGCUCGACGACCCUUCAUCUUGUGGCUUCACGGGUUUGGAGAUGGACCUGCCAACGAACACGUCAAGACUGUUUUCAAGUCCCCGGAGCUGAGUGACGCUAAGUGGCUAUUCCCUUCUGCUCCAUACAAUCCUGUUACCUGCAACAAGGGUCGGGUGAUGCCUUCUUGGUUUGAUGUUCCUGAACUUCCUUUUAAAGCGGGAUCUCGAAUUGAUGAAGCCAGCAUUCUUGAAGCAGUUAAGAACGUUCAUGCCAUUAUAGACGAGGAGAUUGCAAGAGGAACAAGACCAGAAAACGUUUUUAUCUGUGGUUUAAGCCAAGGAGGUGCUUUAACCUUGGCUAGUGCUCUUCUCUAUCCCAAAACUCUUGGAGGAGGAGCCGUCCUUAGUGGUUGGGUUCCAUUCACUUCUUCAAUCAUCAAUCAAUUUCCAGAAGAAGCUAAAAAGACACCAAUAUUGUGGUCUCAUGGGACUGAUGAUGAGCUUGUGCUCUUUGAAGCCGGUCAAGCUGCUCUUCCUUUUCUUGAACAAGCCGGUGUCACCUGCGAAUUCAAGGCGUAUCCAGGUCUUGCGCACUGGAUGAGCAACAAGGAGCUACAGUAUAUAGAGUCAUGGAUCAAGUCACGGAUGCAGAGUUCGUCGUCUUCUUCUUGAGUGUCUUAAAGCAAUGUUUUUAUUCAAUAUAAUUAUAUCGUACCUUUCAUGUUAUCUGUGAAGAACAAAGAAGAACAUUGAUUACUACUAACUAAUGGUCGUGUAAGCAAAAGAACAUUUGUUGUGUUACUUUAUUUUAUUUGGUAAUUAACAUGAGAAUUAUAAUGUGUGUAUAAUGUAUUUGCUUUGCAAACACAUUGAAUCAAAUCUUUUGCUUGCACGUCAUGAAAAGAACCAAAAAUAUCGAGGGUAUUUUGGUCAUUUAGCGGACAUCUCCUUGCUUUUGUCAGAAAAUAAAAAAACACAACUUCGAGAGAUCUGUCCAAAAGUAAAAUGGUGAAGGCAGGAUCGAUAUUGACAUGCGAAGAAGCACAUUGACGAAACCGAUCGUUCUCCUCUCGAUCGCACUGUUGAGCACCGUGCUCUUCUUCGCAUUCUUCUUCGAGGACAAGCCGUACUCUUCUUCUUCGCAGAACCCAGACUCUAUGGCUCGAACCUUCAUCUUGUGGCUUCACGGGCUUGGAGAUUCCGGACCUGCCAACGAACCCAUCAAGUCACUUUUCAAGUCCCCGGAGUUUAGCAACACUAAGUGGCUCUUCCCAUCCGCUCCUCCAAAUCCAGUCUCCUGCAAUUAUGGUAUGGUCAUGCCUUCUUGGUUUGACAUCCGUGAGCUUCCUCUUACAGCGGUAUAGUUUCUGAGUAGAUUCAAGAGUUACCUUUAUUGCAUUGUUAGGAUUGUAUUCAAGUUUGUGUGGCUUUUAUGUGCCUAGGGUUCUCCGAAUGAUGAAAGCAGCGUGCUUGAAGCAGUUAAGAACGUUCAUACCAUUAUAGAUAAGGAGAUUGCUGGAGGAAUCAAGCCAGAAAACGUGUAUAUCUGUGGAUUUAGCCAAGGAGGGGCAUUAACCUUGGCUAGUGUUCUGCUUUACCCUAAAACUCUUGGAGGAGGUGCAGUCUUUAGCGGAUGGGUUCCAUUCAAUUCUUCAGUCAUCAAUCAGUUUACCAAAGAUGCUAUAAAGACACCAAUCUUGUGGUCUCAUGGGAUUGAUGACAAGACUGUACUAUUCGAAGCUGGUCAAGCAGCUCUUCCUUUCCUUCAACAAGCUGGUGUUACUUGUGAAUUCAAGGCAUAUCCUGAUCUUGGACACUCAAUCAGUAAUGAGGAGCUUCAGUAUCUGGAGUCAUGGAUCAAACAAAGGAUGCAGACUUCUUCUUCUUCUUCUUCUUAAAAGCUUUUGAGAUCGAGUUUGUUUGUCCAACUACUCUUCAGUUAUCUAUUUGCUUAACUGGAUGAUAAGAAGAUUGUGCAACUAUGAUUGAACAUAUGGAAAUGAUGUUUCAACUU